UUCACUUUCCGUAACUUGCUUGCAAGCUUUCUUUCUUUUUGUGCCGUCAUGGCGGGAUCGGUUGGUCCCCUUCCCUGACUCCACGCCACAGUGCGUAGUCACGACCACUGGUUUGCUCCAAAUUCAGGACCGCCAGUUGAGUCUCGCAUUUUCCUCGCAGCUGCUCCAGUGUCGGACGAACGACCCUGACGGCUGGAAGUGCGGAUUUUUUGUCGAGUGAAGGCGGCUUCGGCGGCAGAUUUUCACACAUUCUCUUUUCGACGGUCAGUUGCGUAGCGACUUUGGAGCUUAGAUAACUGCCUCUUGCUGAUUCGUUCUUGUUCGUGGUGGUUAUUAGACUCCUGCCGGGCCGUGCCCUUCUAGCGGCACGGUAUCGGCCAUGGCGGGCGAAGGGGUGGAUGAACCGAAAAAGAAGGACGAGCGAUUAGAACCAGCAGACGAAGGGCCGAAGGAGAAUGCAGAAGAGAGGACAGCAGAGGCAGACGUAGAAGAAGAAGAGGAAACGGAGGAGCAGGCAGCAGAGGAAGCUGAGGAAGCAGAGGAGGGGGAGGAGGCGGAGGACGGAGAAGCGGAGGAGGAGGAAGAAGGCGAGGAGCAGCGGGAAGAGAACGGAGAGAACGGAGAAGAUUCCGCACAAGGAAGGGAGGAGGAAGAGGAGGAGGAGGAGGCGAGGCCUCUAUUAUCCGCAGCAGGCGCCGAGGCAGCGACAGCGACCGCAUCGGUGUCUCAAGCAGCCGCCGCUGCUGCUGCUGCUGCUGCGGAGGAGGAGAGUGCGGGGGCCGGGGGGUGGGGCAGCUGGGGAGGAGGGUGGGCGGCAGCGCUGUCGGUGGUGUCGGCGCUGCAGGAGGUGGCGACGGAGGUCACAGGGGAGAUAUCGCACGCGGCGACCGUGGCGGCUAAAGAGAUGCUGGAGACGUUUGAAGACGUGGACGGGCAGGCAGCGGCAGCGGCAGCGGGAGAAGGGGAGGGGGGGAAAGUGGCGCAGGCGCAGGGUGAAACAACGAAGCAAGCAGAGGACCAGCGGAGCGGAGAGCAAGGCCAUGGCAGUGAUGCUGCUGCUGCCGCUGCUGCUGGUGGUGUUGGCAGAGCAGAGGAGACUGCUGGGGGAAAUGAAGGCACGGAGAAGGAAGGGAAGGAGAAGGGUGAGGGGCGGUCAGAUGCAGUUGCAGUUGCAGGGGCGGUGGUGCGGGAGGCGCCAGCGGUGGUGAAGGCGGAGAAAGGGCAGGCGGGUGCAGGGGGGGACGCGGCGGGUGGUGAGAAGGGGAAAGUGGAGGGCGCAGGUGGUGGUGGAGGGGAGGCGGGGAGAGAUGAUGAGGAGGAUGGGCCUGAGAUCAUCGACCCGGACUUCAAGGCGUUUGACGAGUCCAUGGAGAACCUGACGUCAGGCGCGCUGCAGGUGCUGGGCAGCGCUUGGAUGGGAGGGCUCUCCCUCGUGCACCAACUAGAGCAGUCCACAGGCGCAGUGGUGCAGACGAUACAGCAGCAGGCCGCAGCCACAGCCACAGACACCACCACCACCACCACCACCACCACCGCCGCCACCACCACCACCACCACCACGGCCUCUCAUGCGGCGCCCAUCAGCUCAGCCUCCAUCCUUGAAAGCGGCAUGGGCAUGGCGGAGCAGGGCAUGCGCAUGCUGGAAGCCCUGGGCAAGGGCACCAUCGACAUGAUCGUGGCUGAGACUGGCAUCGAGCUGGAGAAGGACGGCGAGGGGGACGGCGACGGGGACGGGGAGAAACGCGCAGGAGGCGGAGGAGCGGGAGGCGGAGGGGGAGGGGGAGGGGGAAAGGAGGAGAGGGGGGAUGAUGAGGAGGAGGAGACGUCGUUUGACCACUGCUUCUAUAUCUACGGCGGCCCAGAGCACCUAGAGUCCCUGGAGGCUCUAGCAGACCACCAUACGGUAGUGUGCAUACGGGCGCGCGGCAAGCUGCCAGCAGAGCAGCGGGCGGCGUUUGACGAUGCUGUGAAGGACGUGCAGGGGGCGCUGACGCUGGGUGCGGAUGGUGGGGGGGAGAGCGAGGAGGAGGAGGGGGAGGGGGGGAGUGAGGGGGGGGAGGGGAUGGAGCUUCUGGGGAUAGAGGGCAUGGAGGAGGAGGAGGAUGAGAUGAGCGUGCUCCGGGAGUCCAGUGUCAGCAAGGCGCAGGAGCUCGCCAGUGGUUUCCGUGCGAAGCUGAGUGCGGAGGUGCCAGUGAAGGAAGCGGUGCAGCGCACAGUGGACAGGCUCGAUGCACUGCGCACAGAGGGCGUGCAUCGCCUGUCGGAGCUGUCAGCGCUGUGCCUGCUGCACAUGCUGCACAUUGCCAACUCCUGCAUCGCCUCGCCUGCUGCCAAGCCUCAGGAGCCAGGCACCGCCGCAACAGACAAGGGGGGUGAGGUAGCAGAGGGGGAGGAAGGAGGUGGGUCUGGUCCGUUCCGGUGGCCAGCAGGGCGGGAGGAGAGAGCGAGGCUGGUGGUGGCACGGGCUCGCACGCUUGCAAGGGGGGCAAAGGCUGUCAUCAGGAGCUUCCUCAAAGGUGUUGCUGACGUGGAGCAGGCUUUCCAGGCCGUCAGCGCAGGCAGUACAACAGUGGCUGCUGCAGCAGAGAAAGGUUCCAAGAAAGGAGCUCCAGAGGCAGCAGGGGAAGGUGGGGACGGAGGGGAAGCAGCAGCAGCAGCAUUGGUGAGACGAGUGGAGGUGAAGAGAGGCAGUGUGGCAGAGGGGCUGGUGGCAGAUGGGGAGGCGGCACGGGAGAAGCUGGAGAGUGCUCUGCAGCACUUGGUGUAUGUCGUGAUGGCGUCAUCCAUGGGGCUCACACAUGGCGGCUAGUUCAUGGGGCGGCAGUACUGCAAGUCGGGGUACGAGGCAAAUGCAUGGCAAGAUGGACUGAUGGAACGUGCACUAUGUGUCUGGACAUGCGAUUUCCAGCAGUGUUGGAUGACCAAGUGUUGCUCGCAGCUGUGCUUUGUUGCAGGUUAGUCUGGGAACAUGCAAGGUGCCUUCUCGUAUGUAGGUUAGAUAUGUUAGAAUGCAAGAAUGAUGGACUAGUGUAAGAAACCUAUAACAUAUACCUGUUGGGGUUGUACUCACUAGAAGCACACACCCCGUCUAGCCUAU
Messenger RNA from Closterium sp. NIES-67, 3097 nucleotides. Lineage: Eukaryota; Viridiplantae; Streptophyta; Zygnematophyceae; Desmidiales; Closteriaceae. The record is from the annotation of a GenBank genome assembly.